AUGAUGACAUCAUAUUUUGCGCGACAUAAAACUGGCUUACCCCACGCUGUCAGCCUGGAUUUUAAGUUUGUCUGUUAGCAAACCAUGGAGAAAAAAGCGGCUAACCCUACCAAAAAGAAACCAAAACCCGAAAAGAUGAAAAACUGCGAUGAUCCUGUCAAAAACUUUGAGAAGUGGAAGAAAAAGUACAAUAAGACAAAAGCACGAGUGAAACACGAGAAAGCGCAGAGGAAGAAACCCGAGUGGCAAGUUGAACGAGAAUACAUCAACAAGCUUGUUAGUAGGUACGGAGACGUCAACAUCAAGGAGGUUGUCAAAUUUUCAGAUUUCCCUCUUUCCAAAAAAACCUUGCUAGGUUUGCAGGAAGCUCAGUUCAGACAGCCUACUGAGAUCCAAAGGCAGACAAUCGGCUUCGCUUUGCAAGGUAAAGAUGUUCUCGGUGCGGCGAAGACUGGCUCAGGGAAGACCUUAGCCUUUCUCAUUCCGGUGCUGGAAUGUCUUUAUCGCCAGCAGUGGACCUCAAUGGACGGCCUCGGUGCUCUCAUCAUAUCUCCAACCAGAGAGCUUGCAUACCAGACCUUUGAAGUUCUCCGCAAAGUGGGCAAGAACCAUGAGUUUUCCGCGGGGCUGGUCAUCGGUGGCAAGGACCUAAAAACUGAGUCAGAGAGAAUACCCCAAACUAACAUUGUCAUUUGCACACCUGGCCGGCUGCUUCAGCACAUGGACGAGACAGCCACUUUUCAUGCCAGCAGUCUUCACAUGCUCGUCCUGGACGAGGCAGACCGCAUCCUGGACAUGGGUUUUGCAGAAACACUCAAUGCCAUUGUAGAGAACCUUCCCAAGUCCCGACAGACCCUCCUUUUCUCUGCCACACAGACCAAGUCCGUUAAAGACCUGGCCAGGCUCAGUCUCAAAGAUCCAGAGUAUGUCUGGGUCCAUGAGAAAGCCAAAUUCAGCACGCCAGCCACCUUGGAGCAAAGCUAUGUGGUGUGUGAGCUCCACCAAAAGGUAAACAUGCUUUACUCAUUUAUAAGAAGCCACCUAAAAAAAAAAAUCAUGGUCUUUUUUGCCUGCUGCAAGGAGGUGCAAUACCUUUUUCGAGCCUUCUGCCGUCUCAGACCUGGAAUCCCCAUCCUGGCCUUACAUGGUAAGCAGCAGCAGAUGAAGAGGGUGGAGGUCUACAAUGAUUUCCUCAGAAAGCAGAAUGCAGUGCUCUUUGCUACGGACAUAGCUGCCAGGGGCCUUGAUUUCCCUGCUGUUAACUGGGUGCUGCAGUUUGACUGUCCAGAGGAUGCAGACACUUACAUCCACAGGGUGGGCCGAACAGCGAGGUACAAGGAAGGUGGCGAGGCCUUACUGCUUCUGUUGCCUUCAGAGGAGAACGGCAUGUUGGCACAGCUGCAGGAGAAGAAGGUCCCCAUCAAUAAGAUCCAAGUGAACCCAGACAAACUGCAGAGUGUACAACAGAAACUCGAGGCCUUCCUGGCCCAGGAGAAGGAGCAGAAAGAGAGAGCACAGAGGUGUUUUGUUUCCUACCUGCGUUCGGUCUAUCUGAUGAAGAACAAAGAUGUGUUUGAUGUCUUUAAACUCCAGAUCCACCCGUAUGCUCUGUCUCUGGGCCUUGCUGUGGCUCCUAGAGUGCGCUUCCUGAAUAAAGCUCAGGCACAGAAAGCUGAGGCAAAAGGACGAGUAGAGGAGGAGCAGUCCGAUGAAGAGGAAGAGCUCAUGAACUUUAAGGCCCAGCUCAAAGGGAAGGGGUCUCAUGAUGAAAGCCAGAACUCAGAGUCAGAGGCCUCCGAGGAUGAUGAAAGUGCAGAGGAAGAAGGUAUGGAUCAGUCCAAAAUGCUGCUUCUAGGUGACAAUAGUGAAGAUGAUGACGAUCUUCGAGACGUGGACCUACUGAUGGUGAAAAGAAAGGAUGUCUUUAAUCUCACAGAGGACCAGCAGAUGCCAGAGGAGCCUAGUGAGGACUCUAAAACAACAAAGGGAAAAGAAACAAAGUACAAAGAAGCCAAAAAGGUCCUCAAGAGAAACUUUCAAGUCAACACCAAGAUGACUUUCAGUGAGGCGGGAGAGGCUGUGCAGCUGUGGCCUCCUGUACAGCGGGCAGUGGCUGGAGACGAAGAUGAGGAGGAGGUUUCAGGUAUCGAUGUGGAGAAGGCUAGAGAGAGGCUGAAACGUGAAGAUCAGGAGUUUGACAAGCAGGAGUACAGAAACAGGGUGAAAGCCAAACACAGAGAGAAGAGACUGAAGGCGAAGGAAGCCAGGAGGGAGGCGAGCAGGCAGCACAGGCAGAUGUCUGAAGAAGAGGAUGAAGUUGUGGCGUACUUGGCCAAUCACAGUGAAGACGAGUCUGAUUCCUUCUCCCUACCGGACCCUGACAAACCACAGUCGUCAUCAUCAUCUGAGGAGGAGGAGGAUCAAACAAAGUCUGUUAAACGGCAGCACAGCAGUGAAAACAGCAAGGAUGAUGAGGACGAGGAGCUCACUAUGAGCAAGAAGAAGAAAAUGAAGCAACUGGAUGAUGAGCACACAACUCUGGACACGGGUCUGUCUCUGGCUGAAGAUGAAGAGUUGGUCUUGCAUCUAUUGGGUGGACGAAGAUAGAAAUGAAGAUUCAGACACAAGAAUAAAAAAGUGUUUACAUAUACACUUAAGAUUCUGCCCAGACUUUGAGUCCAGUUUCUGUUGACUUUGGGGAAAAACAACCAAGCGAAAGGGCGACUUCACCGGAAAUCAGAGGCAGAUGUGUUUUGUUUGGACGAGCUAAAACAAUUAUUACUGUAGUUUAAAAUUUGAGCUAGAGAUGAAUGAUGUUUUUCUGUGGUGAUCUUAACAAACCCCCGAUUUAUAUAUAUUUAAUCUAUGUGGACAUUUAAAGAGCUGUUUUUAUCAGUCUAAAUAUGUGUAAGCAUUUCAUGGCUUCAGCGCUGUAGAACAGACAGGUCAUAAACAGAUUUAUUCAGGCAAGCCAAAGGCUUUGUGUACAGAUAGGUCUGUGCUAAUCGAACAACCUUUCUGUUGAAUGUUUUCUUUUGUAUGAAUAUAAACUACAGCCAGGAGGCUCUCUGUUUCAUACUUCUUUCUCAGAGAUCUUGUAUGCUAUUUAAAACCUUCCUCCAGUAAUAAGGACUGAGUAUUUAACAGGAUCUAAGUCUUAUGUAUUAAUAAAAUCAGAUAAUGCUGUAACAGAUUUGAUAUGACCCUGCUAAAUUACUAAUUAAAGAGUUUUAUUGCC
This is a messenger RNA of Melanotaenia boesemani (Boeseman's rainbowfish), 3238 nucleotides long. It is a transcript of the gene ddx10, whose product is annotated as DEAD (Asp-Glu-Ala-Asp) box polypeptide 10. NCBI's taxonomy places the organism in Eukaryota, Metazoa, Chordata, Actinopteri, Atheriniformes, Melanotaeniidae. Gene Ontology annotation, cellular component: nucleus. The transcript has 2 exons. Gene Ontology annotation, molecular function: ATP binding; nucleic acid binding; RNA helicase activity. Gene Ontology annotation, biological process: rRNA processing. The coding region runs from base 85 to 2607 and encodes 840 amino acids. The record is from RefSeq and is a predicted model, not a curated record.